Messenger RNA from Racocetra persica, 475 nucleotides. The record is from the annotation of a GenBank genome assembly. NCBI's taxonomy places the organism in Eukaryota, Fungi, Glomeromycota, Glomeromycetes, Diversisporales, Gigasporaceae.
AUGGCGAUUUCGAGAACAGAAGCCAAAGAUUUACCUUCAAAGGUGGCGACAUGCGGAUGCCCCAUGGUUGAGAAUAAAGCCAAGGGUUUGGUUAAGUAUCUUCCAAAAUUAUCACCAUUACUUGAAAAAGUUGGUGAUUCUGUUUUUUAUGUUCCAAUGAAAAAAACUAAAAAAAAAGGUUUGUCUGAUAAUGAAAUAAAUUUUCAUAAUUCUGGGAUUCAAGUGUUAUUACCCGAACAUUCUUGUGAUUUUGGAGUCCAAGUUUCGUUACCGAAUCCCGAAUAUAAAAGUCUUAUUAAAAAAAUUAAUGAAUUAGAAUGUUUAAAUCAACAAUUACUACUUGAGAAUAAUUUGUUAAAAAAAAAAUUAAAUAAUAAAUACGAUAACCAACAAGAGCGUGUUAAAGCCGUUGUAGAAAUUGCCAAACGAGAACGAAUUGCCUUGUAUGAUGAUGUCGUUAAAUUAAUAAAUAACC